Molecule: messenger RNA, 1941 nt
Organism: Paraglomus occultum
Lineage: Eukaryota; Fungi; Glomeromycota; Glomeromycetes; Paraglomerales; Paraglomeraceae
Source: the annotation of a GenBank genome assembly
AUGACUACUUACGAGGCACUCACAACCGAACAGGAUUACUCUCAAUACCCAUCCGCAAUGCAGACUAAUGGCCUAUCGGAGCAACCGCCGCCUGCUGCUGAGGGAGAAGAUAAUUCUCAGUCAGAGGCAGCGUCCGUUCCGCCCCCUCCUCCUCAGCAAUCCGAGUGGGAUCAGGCACAAGAGUUGGUUAAUGCAAAUCCUGACGACUUUGGAGCUUGGGAAUACUUGAUUCGUGUAGCAGAAUCUGUAGAUGGGGGCAUAACAGCACAAUCUUCAGAGGAGAAUAUUCAGAACGUGCGCAAUGUCUAUGACCGGUUUUUGGCCAAAUUUCCUUUAUGUUUCGGAUAUUGGAGAAAAUAUGCCGACAUUGAGUUGGCAAUAGAUAGCGCUGCCGGAGCAGAGAAGAUCUAUGAAAGAGGAGUGGCCGCAAUAUCGAAUUCGGUCGAUUUAUGGACACAGUAUUGUCAGUUCAAGAUCGAACAUGCAGAGAGCGAUGAAGAAAUUAGAGGAUUAUUUGAACGGGGUGCUGCAUGCGUUGGACUUGACUUUCUUGCGCAUAUAUUUUGGGAUAAGUAUAUUGAAUUUGAAGAAUCAAGAGAUGCUCAUGAUCGAGUGUUGAGUCUCCUUGAACGUAUUAUUCGAAUUCCAUUGCAUCAAUAUGCAAAGUUUUUCGACAAGUACUCACAUUUAUCACAAACGCGACCACUUACCGAACUCGUGUCCCCAGAGCAAUAUCAGCAAUUAGAAGCAGAGGCGAAAGCAGCGCCAGCUACACAAUCUACAGAGGGAGCUGAAGAAGAACAAAGUUCACCGGCUGAAAAGACAGAAGAACAGAUCCAACAAGAUAUCAGAAUGCGUAUUUAUAAUAUGAAUGUGGAUAUAUACAUGAAAACACAAGCAGAAACAAAUAAGCGAUGGCCAUUCGAACACGAGAUAAAACGACCGUAUUUCCACGUAAAACCAAUGGAUGAAUUACAGUUGUCAAAUUGGCGUAGAUACCUCGACUUUGAAGAGUCAGAAGGCGAUGAUACACGUAUUCAAGUAUUGUACGAGCGCUGCUUAGUUGCGUUAGCUCUAUACGAUGAAUUUUGGUUGAGAUAUGCACGAUGGAUGCUAUCGAAAAACAGAGUUCAAGAGGCCCGAAAUAUAUUUUCGAGAGCGAUAACCGUAUUCAUCCCUGUCAACCGACCGAGUAUUCGGUUAUCAUUUGCUCUUUUCGAAGAAGAACAAAGCAGAAUUGAAGCAGCGAGAGACAUAUACAAGGAAUUAACAGACAACUUACCGGGAUGUGCAGAAGUAAUCUACAAAUAUGCUAAUUUCGAAAGAAGACAGAAUCCAGGCGACUGUUCAAUUGCACUUAAUAUUCUCAAGCAGUCACUUGAAGGGGAUACUCUACCAGAUGAAAAAUCAGCUGCAUUCAUUAGCGUACAGUAUGCAAAUAUGCUGUGGCGAUCUAAACAGUCCGUUGAAGAAGCAAGAACAAUAUAUGAAGAAGGAUCCGCCAAAUUUCUUGGUAGUAAAUAUUUCUGGUUAAACUAUCUAAAUUUUGAACUGGCCCAAAAUGACGACCCGGCAGAACAAAGGAUUACACAAGUCUUUGAGAAAAUUCGUAGUGAUUCAACAAUUGCACCAGAGUCAAUACGGGACAUAUCUCAACGAUAUCUCGACUUUUUAAUGGAACGCGGUCAGUCGAUAUCAGCCAUUAGCAAAGUAGAAAUUGAUCUUAAUAGUCCCACGGCCCUUAGAGCAACCCAAGAUGCACCUUACUAUCAGGGACAAUGGCCGUACCCUGCAACUGGUGCUGCUGCCCAGGUUGGUUUUGAGGGUUAUCAAUAUGCUUAUCCUUACGCACAACCACCGACAACACCAACAGCUCCGACAGCUGCAGCGACCGGUGUUGCAUGGGAUUAUACUCAACCUAGCGCAACAGGAUAUCAAUAA